Messenger RNA from Balearica regulorum gibbericeps (East African grey crowned-crane), 994 nucleotides. NCBI's taxonomy places the organism in Eukaryota, Metazoa, Chordata, Aves, Gruiformes, Gruidae. The record is from RefSeq and is a predicted model, not a curated record.
CGGAGCUUCCCGCCGUCCCCGGCCUCCCACAGGGGGAAAGCUGCGGCCAUGGAGAAAUACCAGGUGCUGGGCCUAGUGGGGGAAGGCAGCUACGGGAUGGUGACCAAGUGCAGGAACAAGGAGAGCGGGCAAAUCGUCGCCGUCAAGAAGUUCCUGGAAAGCGAAGACGACGCGGUGGUGAGGAAGAUCGCCGUGAGGGAAAUCAAGCUGCUGAAGCAACUCCGGCAUGAGAAUCUCGUGAACCUGCUGGAAGUGUGUAAGAAGAAGAAACGGUGGUACCUGGUGUUUGAAUUUGUGGAUCACACGGUGCUCGAUGACCUUGAGGCGUUUCCAAAUGGACUAGACUACAGCAGGGUUCGGAAAUACUUAUUUCAGAUUAUGAGAGGAAUAGCGUUUUGUCACAGUCACAAUAUAAUACAUCGGGAUAUUAAGCCAGAAAACAUACUAGUUUCCCAGUCGGGAGUUGUAAAACUGUGUGACUUUGGCUUUGCCCGUACCUUAGCGGCUUCUGGGGAAGCUUACACGGACUACGUGGCAACCCGAUGGUACAGAGCGCCAGAGCUGCUGGUGGGAGAUAUCAAGUAUGGCAAGGCUGUGGACGUGUGGGCUAUUGGCUCUCUGAUAACAGAAAUGCUUACGGGAGAGCCCCUUUUCCCUGGGGACUCAGACAUUGACCAGCUCUACCACAUCACCAAGUGCCUGGGUAAUUUAAUUCCAAGACACCAAGAGUUAUUCUAUAAAAAUCCCCUCUUUGCUGGCAUGAGGUUGCCUGAAGUGAAGGAGGCUGAAUCUCUGGACAAGCGAUAUCCCAAGCUCUCUGCUGCAGUGCUAGAUUUAGCCAAGGUGUUUGCAGAUUGAUCCAGACAAAAGACCAUCCUGUGCUGAACUCCUGCAGUGCGAUUUCUUUAACAAGGAUGGAUUUGCUGAAAGAUUUGCUCAGGAGCUUAAAUUAAAGAUUGAGAAAGAUGCCAGAGACCAUCAAUUACAAAAAAAA